Molecule: messenger RNA, 898 nt
Organism: Nymphaea colorata (pocket water lily)
Lineage: Eukaryota; Viridiplantae; Streptophyta; Magnoliopsida; Nymphaeales; Nymphaeaceae
Product: NDR1/HIN1-like protein 10
Exons: 2
Coding region: 167-898 (243 amino acids)
Biological process (GO): defense response to other organism
Source: RefSeq, a predicted model, not a curated record
AAUAUGAUUUCAGAAAUCCUGCGCAUCCAAACCAUGUGCUCCCUGGCUUCCCCAAUCCAACUUAUGGUGUUGCCUUUCAUUUUAAUUGUACUUUUCUGGCUAUAUACUCAUUUCAUUGAUUCAUUCCUCGGAAACAUUUCUCCUCUCUUGGGUUUCCAAAGGAUUCAUGCCAAGUGAUCGAGGGCAGGUCGAAAAGCAAGCCAACCCAAUGAAGCAGAGCAGCAGCCCACCGCAAAGUACUGCAGUUACUGCCAGCGAACACCACAACCAUCAAUUGUACCAUGAUAACUGCUAUGUGAAAUUCAACGGCAACCAUGGACGGAUCCUCAGCCUCUUGCUCAAGUUUGUUCUUGCCUUCUCUGUCAUCCUCUGCUUUGGUGACCUGAUUGUCAUGCUCCUUCUCAGACCAGCCAUGGUUGAAGUCAGCUUUGAGAAGGCAUCACUAACAAAAUUCAGCAUCACCAACAAGAACAUCCUGAAUUUCAAUCUUGCGUUGGAUGUUAGAGUGAGGAGCCCCAACAAGAAAAUUGGCAUCUAUUAUGAAAGCCUUGAAGCAGUUGCUUUCUACAGGGGCGAGCGGCUUGGUUCCGUUUCGGUGCCAAGUUUCUAUCAAGAGCCUGAAAACACGACGUAUGUUCACCCUGUAUUUAGGGGCCGCUUCCCGGCCGGUCUCGGUUAUGGUGUUUUCCGGGAUUAUAUUAAUGGGAGACAUCAGCGUUGGUUUCAAGUUGACGUUAAGUUUUUCACUAAGUUGUGGUUGAAGAUAGGGCCUCUGAGUGCAGGGAGAUAUGAACCAGAGGUGAAUUGCCCUUUGUUGGUUCACUUGGGCUCUGUAACUUCAUCAAAAAAUGCAGAGCUCAAAUGGUCAAGAUUCUUGGAGGAAAAAGGAAACUACUGA